AUGCUGCGGAGGCAGGCCCGGGAGGAGGACAGUACCAUCCUGAUCGACAUGUCCCUUGGCUCCGAGAGUGGCGACUCAUACCGGAGCACAGCCAACACCUCAGAGCUGAAUGGACACCAGGAGGCCGGCCGCAGGGUGGGGAGCCCUUCCAAGCCCCAAAUAGCUGACUUUGUCCUCGUUUGGGAGGAAGACCUGAGGCUGGGUCGGCAGCAGGACAGCGCCACCCGGGACAAGACAGACACACACGCGGCCUGGAGGGAGACCUUUCUGGAUAACCUCUGUGCAACUGGGCUGCAUGUGGACCAGUGGGAGGCGAGUGACGAUCCUUUCCAGGAGCUGCCCAACCAGGCCUCCACCUGGUCGGCGGGCCUGCUGGCGUGGCUGGGUAUCCCCAACAUCCUGCAGGAGGACGUGCCUGAUGUGCGCCCCGAGUAUUAGUCCUGCCAAUUCAAAGUGAGCAACCCGUCCAGCUUCCUCGGGAGUGACAACCAGGACACCUUCUUCCCCAGCACCAAGAGGCACCAAAUUCUGUUUGCCAUCCUGGCCAAGACCCCAUAUGGCCACGAGAAGAAGGGCCUGUUCGGGAUCAACCAGCUGUUGGCGGAGAGCGUCUUCAGCGCGGCCUUCCCCCUGCACGACGGCCCAUUUAGGACGCCCCCAGAGGGCCCACAGGCCGCGGGCCUCACCCCGAGGCAGGUCCGAUUCCAGCACUGCUGGUGCAAGUGAAGCAAGUACCAGCCUCUGGACCACGUGCGCAGGUACUUCGGGGAGAAGGUGGCCCUCUACUUCGCCUGGCUCAGGUUCUACACAGGCUGGCUCCUGCCGGCAGCGGCGGUGGGCGCUCUGGUGUUCCUGGUGGGCUGCUUCAUGGUGUUCUCAGACAUACCCACGAAGAAGUUGUCCAAUAGCGAGGACAACUUUGAGAUGUGCCUGCUCUGCCUGGACUGCCCCUUCUGGCCGCUCUCCAGCGCCUGCACCCUGGCGCGGGCUGGCCGGCUCUUGGACCACGGAGGCACCGUCUUCUUCCGCAUGCUCAUGGCUCUGCAGGCCGUGCUGCUCCUGGAGUUCUGGAAGCAGGCCUACGGGUGGAGCUGCUCCAGCUACCAAGUCAUGGAGGAGAGGCCUCGGCCCCAGUUUGCCGCCUCGGCCCCCGUGACAGCCCUGAACCCCAUCACUGGUGAGGACGAGCCCUACUUCCCAGAGAGGGGCCGCUUGCGCCAAGUGCUGGCGGGCUCCAUGGUGGUCAUGAUGAUGGUGGCCGUGGUCGUCAUGUGCCUUGUGUCCAUCAUCCUGUACCGGGCCAUCAUGGCCAUCCUCACGUCCAGGUCGGACAACACCCUCCUCGCAGCCUGGGCCUCACGCAUCGCCAGCUUCACAGGGUCGGUGGUGAACCUGGUCUUCAUCCUCAUCCUCUCCAAGAUCUACGUGGCCCUGGCUCACAUCCUGACAAGAUGGGAAAUGCACCGCACCCAGACCAAGUUUGAGGAUGCCUUCCCCCUCAAGGUGUUCAUCUUCCAGUUUGUCAACUUCUACUCCUCGCCCAUCUACAUCGCCUUCUUCAAGGGCAGGUUUGUGGGAUACCCGGGCAACUAUCACACCUUGUUUGGGGUCCGCAAUGAGGAGUGUGCAGUUGGAGACCACCUUGUUGAGCUGGCGCAGGAGCUCCUGCUCAUCAUGGUGGGCAAACACAUCAUCAACAAUGUGCAGGAGAUCCUCGUCCCGAAGCUACAGGGCUGGUGGCAGAAGUUUCGGCUGCGCUCCAAGAAGAGGAAGGCGGGACCUUCGGAGGAAGCUGGCCAGGGGCCCUGGGAGGCCGACUACGAGCUUCUGCCCUGUGAGGGCCUGUUCGAAGAGCACCUGGAAAUGAUGCUGCAGAUCGCCUUCGUCACCAUCUUCGUGCCGCUCUUCGCGCUGCUCAGCAACUGGGUGGAGGUCCGCCUGGACGCGCGCAAGUUCGUCUGCCCGCUCCGGCGCCCGGUGGCCGAGCGCGCGCAGGACAGCGGCAUCUGGGCCCACAUGCUGGCCGGCAUCGCGCACCGGGCGGUCGUCAGCCACGCCUUCCUGCCGCGUGCCAACUACCGGGGGACCCGCGCCCGCGACCUCCAGGGCUUUGUCAACUUCACGCUGGCGCGCGCCCCGCCCACCUUCGCGUCCGCGCACAGCCGCACGUGCAGGUACCAGGCUUUCAGGGAAGAUGAUGAGCACAAUUCCCCGACCUACUGGAAUCUUCUGGCCAUCCGCCUGGCCUUCAUUAUUGUGUUUGAGCACGUGACGUUCUCCAUUGGCCAGGUCCUCGACCUCCUGGUGCCCGGCAUUCCUGAGUCUGUGGAGGCCAAAGUGAAGUGGGAGUACUAGCUGGCCAAGCAGGCACUGAGAAGGAGGUGCUGGCUGGCGGCCCCCAAGCCCAGCUGA
Messenger RNA from Neomonachus schauinslandi (Hawaiian monk seal), 2412 nucleotides. It is a transcript of the gene ANO7, whose product is annotated as anoctamin 7. The record is from RefSeq and is a predicted model, not a curated record. Gene Ontology annotation, molecular function: protein dimerization activity; chloride channel activity. Gene Ontology annotation, biological process: chloride transmembrane transport; calcium activated phospholipid scrambling. Gene Ontology annotation, cellular component: plasma membrane. NCBI's taxonomy places the organism in Eukaryota, Metazoa, Chordata, Mammalia, Carnivora, Phocidae.